Molecule: messenger RNA, 780 nt
Organism: Linnemannia hyalina
Lineage: Eukaryota; Fungi; Mortierellomycota; Mortierellomycetes; Mortierellales; Mortierellaceae
Source: the annotation of a GenBank genome assembly
AUGUCGGCCAUCUUUGACCAGAACAGCUACGGCGAUUACAACAGUGCAGGACAAACCUCAGACAACUUGCAGUUCUUCCCUAGCCAAUACGGAGAUCCCUCCAGCGGUGGCUAUGGACACCAACAACAGCGAUCCACUUCUUUUCCUGCCAACACAAUGUCGCCUGCACCAGAACUUGGCUAUGGCGGAUACAACCCUGUACCAGGAGCUCAGAUGAACUCACAGCCUACCAGCUGGCUCUCUGCCUUUGGUGCUGGUGGACUCGAGGGUGAACCACCAUUGUUGGAGGAGCUCGGUAUCAACUUUAACCACAUCAAGACAAAGUCUUUCACCGUUCUCAACCCUCUUCGGCCUGUGGACCGCAACAUCAUGGACGAUACAGAUCUGGCUGGUCCAUUGCUGUUUUGCCUCGCCUUCGGAACAUUCCUUCUCUUGUCUGGAAAGCAGCACUUUGGAUAUAUAUACGGAGUGGCAGUAGUAGGUUGUUCUGUUCUCUUCCUGAUCCUGAACUUGAUGUCGCCCCAGGGCGUGGAUAUCCCCAAGACGGCCAGUGUCCUAGGAUACUGCAUGUUACCUCUGGUCAUGCUGAGCAGCGUGAGCACACUGGUUACUUUGAAUGGUGGACUUGGAUACAUCUUAUCUGCUUUGGCUAUCGCAUGGUGCACCUACUCUUCAUCAGGAUUCUUCACUGCGGUCCUUGGUAUGAACGACCAACGUUUCCUGGUCGCCUACCCAGUGGGACUCUUUUACGGAUGCUUUGCCCUUAUGACCGUCUUCUAG